Messenger RNA from Truncatella angustata, 2412 nucleotides. RefSeq lists its product as uncharacterized. The transcript is spliced from 5 exons. Bases 1 to 2412 code for a protein of 803 amino acids. NCBI's taxonomy places the organism in Eukaryota, Fungi, Ascomycota, Sordariomycetes, Amphisphaeriales, Sporocadaceae. The record is from RefSeq and is a predicted model, not a curated record. Gene Ontology annotation, molecular function: protein binding.
AUGAACAACGUCGGCAUGGCCAAUAUGAACGCCAUGGCCGGCCCGGUUGGUGCCCCCAUGGCCAUGCCCAUGAACAACGGCGCAAUGCCAAUUGGAGCACAGCAAAUGGCUCAGCAGCAGACACAAGCGCAUAGGACAAUGUUGAACACCUACAUCUACGACUACUUUGUCAAAGAGGGUUUGUAUGACGUCGCCCGUGCCAUGUUAAGCAGCGAACAACACAUCAAUGUCCUGCAAAAGGACAGCCCGCGACAAUCCAAUGGUGCUGGCGACGACCCUAUGGAUACCGAUAGCAAGGAUGAUCUCGACAAACGUCCUGCUGAUCUGCCCGCUGCCAACAUUCCUAUUUCGUCCGACUCUUGCUUUCUGUACGAGUGGUUUGGUAUGUUCUGGGAGAUGCUCAAUGGACAUCGGAAGCCCAAUGGCAACAACCAGGUGAAUUCGUACAUACAGCACACACAGCAACAAAAUCGGUUGAAGCAAAAUCAGCAACAAGAAAUGUUGCGACAGAUGCGCUCUGAUCAGAUGCAGUUCAACCCAGCUAUGAUGAGAAAUAUGCAAAACGGAAUCGGCCCCAUGGCACCGAACAAGAACAACCUUGCCAGGACAGCAAUGGCAAAUAACCAAAACAACCCGCAAGCUAUGGCUAUGAUGCAACAACAGGCCAAGCAGAAUCAGAUGCAACGCGAUCCCUCGGACAUGGAUGGGAACCGACGACCUGCAUCUCCCGGAUCAACGGACAACGCGCCUUCGCCGAGCAAGAGACCACGAUUAGAAGGCCAGGGUCCUCCUUUCAACCCGCAACAGGCAGGAGGCAUAAUGGCCAAUGGUCGGCCGCAACAGCAAGGGAUGCCAGGACAACAACAGGUGGGCACUGCGAAUAACCCUACACAAUUGGCGCGAGCACAAGCCGCGACCCAGCUAUUGCUCUCGCACAACAUCGAUCCGAAAUCGCUGACUCCUGACAAGUUCCAGAAUUUCGCGAACCAGCCCCAAAACGUCCAGAAGAGCUCCAUCGCCACCUACUCCCAGAACUUGCAGCAACACCAUGGCCAACAGAUGCCCAACAAGGCAAUGGGCCAGCCCGGCAAUCCUCAGGGUCAAGGUUCUCCCAUGAUGCAGCAGGGUCCGAACCCAGCCGAGAUCAGCACUCUGUAUAACGCCAACGACUUCGGAGGCAUGCGUCCCGGUCCUGCGAAUGGUCAAGGUGGAGGCAGUAACCAUGCCCUGCAAGACUAUCAGAUGCAGUUGAUGUUGCUCGAGCAGCAGAACAAGAAGCGACUGAUGAUGGCCCGCCAAGAACAAGACAGCAUGGGCAACAUCCCCCGAGCCGAUGGUCCCGCCGGUCCUGGUGGUCCUGGAGGUCCUCCGGGCCCCAACGGACAGGUCUUCCCCGAGUCGUCACCCCAGGGAGCUCGUCCUGGCGCAUCUCCCAAUCCGAGUGAACAGCAGAUGAAGCGAGGCACCCCGCAAAUGAACCCCGCUGGUAUUCCUUCGCCGCUGCCGGCUGACGGAGCGCAAUCACGUGGAUCGCCGAACCCCAUGGCAUUCAUGCCAGGCGCCAACAUGGACCCCAACUUGGCAGGUGGCCCACAGUUCAUGAACGGCAUGAACGGCCAGAUGGUGAACGCCCAGCAGAUGAAUGGAGGUAUGCGACCUCCAAGUUCCCACCCGGGUCAGCCCUUCAACGGCCAGGUCAACCCUCAACAGAUGAUGGCCGCCAGGCAGGCUCAGGGUGGUCAAGCAGGUCCCAACCAGAUGCAAUGGCAAGGUGGACCCAAUGGUGCCAUGAUGACCCAAGGUCCUCAAGGUCAGGUGCAAGGAACACCACAGCAGCGUAAUGCUCAGAUGCCGCCACCUUCCGCACCCGCACCCGGUGGUCCAGCAAAUGGUCGGACUCAACCCUCGUCCCCAGCGACCAGCAACGCUGCUCCUCCUACACCCCAACAAUCUAACAAGAGUGCCCCCAAGAAGAAGGCCACCAAGGAUACCAAAAAGGCUGCCGGAAAGAAGUCCAACGCAAAUACAGGUGCAACACCAGCAGAAUCUUCACAAGAGCAAGAGGUGCCUGCGCCUGCGACACCAAUCACUCCCGCCCAGCCCGGAUUUGGAAAGAACGGACCGAAUGCAGGAGCGCAGCCGGUGCCUGCCACACAAACGACUGCACCUCCUGCUCCAGCCCCUGUCGCUCCGCAGGCUCAACCGGAUCCUUCCGCGGGUUUUGGCAUGGACAAUACUGGUGCAAUGGGCAUGGAAUUCAGCAAUCUGGAUUUUGCCAACCCGAUCGACUCUAACAACGUCCUUCAGGAUUUUGAUUUCGAUUCUUUCCUCCAUGAUGGCGACGGUGGUGGAGAUGCUUUCGACUUCACCAACACAUUCGACAUGCAAGGCGGCGAGAUCGCGACCGAGUAG